GUAACAGAAAAUACAGAGGGCGAGAGAAACAGCGACAAGGCCCCAAAGCAAGCCACUGCCAUCAAUGCAAGCGGCUGCUCCUGCCCUGCAAGGGCAAUGUCUGCUGUGUGGCUACACGUUGGACAAUGUGGCAAUCAGAUUGGCGAGGAGUGGUGGCAGAUCCUAACCAGGGAGAAUGUGCCGCAUGCAGAGGCUGAUCGAUAUCCGUUCUGCUCCCCCGAUGGAAAGCUAAGUGCUAUCUGCGUGGACAGCGAACCCAAAGUGGUGAGGAAGCUGCAGAAACAAGUCAAGAGCGGCUCUUUCAGGAAGAACAAUCUUAUCGUGGGGAAGCGAGGAAGAGGCAACAACUGGGCUUAUGGAUACCAUGGCCUGCACUCAGCCAACGAGAAGAACCUCCUAGAAAGGACAAUGGAGAGUCUGCGGAAGGAGGUCGAGCGCAGAGACUGUUACUGUGGGACGAUGCUUUUCCAUAGCCUCAGUGGUGGUACAGGAGCUGGCCUCGGUUCCCGGCUGUGUGAAGCGAUCCGAGACGAGAACUCCCUGGGUCAGAUCCUGACGGUGACGGUAGCCCCGCACCAGGCUGGCGAGAGCCCUCUACAGCACUACAACUCCUUGCUGUGCCUUUCGUGGCUCCAGCGACAUGUCGACGGCGUCCUCCUGUUCCAGAACGAUGCCGUGCUGAGGAGGACGGCAGCCCUGCUUGGGAAGAAAGCGCCAGUGUCUGACAUGCAGCCUCAGGUCUCCCUCUCCGCCAUGAACACCUACGUCGCUUCCUGCCUUGCUGGGCUGUUUUACCCGCUCAAGGCUUUCACGACAGGAAGUGGGAUCAGCGUGGGGAUGGAACCUUGGGAGCUGCUGAGGUCUGCCUGCCCCAUGCCGACUAUGAGAUUCCUUCACCUAGCUCAAGCCUGCAAGAGGCAGGAAUGGGGCCUGUCCCACCACGUGAAGAGCGAUUCUGAGCCUCUCCGAUGGGGGACGGUAUUUUGGGACAGCCUGGCAUCAUCUGUUGUGCACUCAUUGCCCCGUGAGUCUCACGCAGGACAGCCCCAUUAUAGCACCUCUGUGCUCGCUGUAGCCCGCAGCUACCAAGAGGACACCUUUCUUCUGUCCCGUGACUCGGUGCUGAGGAAGUUGAAGCAAGCCUACCACGAAGCCUAUCCUUGGAACCCCUUCUCUCUCAGCUGCUGGACAGACUCUCUCAACAUUGUGGAGCCCGGAUGUCACAGCCACUUGCUGACCAUCUGCGCCAACCACGGCAGCUCAGCGGAACUCCUGCAGCAGGUGGUGGCCAGAGCAGAGGCCAUGUACGAGACCAACGCAUACCUCCACUGGUACUGGCGAUACGGCUGUGAGGAGGCGGAUUUCCAGCAAGCCUUCGAGACGCUCUGCUCAGUGGCAGAUGAUUACAGUCGGCUGGGAGAAUAACACUGUCUGCUUUGGCACUUCCAGGCUGCUGGCUGUCAGCCUUCCUCCUGAGAGCCCGGAGAACCUCCAGGAAAGAUCGUGCCAAGGUUUCUGGGAAAGGGGUGGUUCUGCGGUGAGAGGGAUGCUGCUUUAAAUCAAUACUGUGACACAUAACACCAGGCAAAUAGAAUCACUUCUCAGCUGGUGGGGUGUGUGUGUGUGCAAAACAGACUGUGGGCUCGACUGUCUCUUGGUCCAUGGGCCCAUGCAGGGGUGAUAGGGAGAGUAAGAUCCCUUUGUGCCCCUGCACAGGCUAUCCAGACCUUGUAUAGAGGAAUAAGGGGGUGAACCAACCCCACCCAAUGAGUAGAUGGGUGGGGAAGGGCUCCCACCCGCCCAGGGCCAGCCAGCAUCGCAGGGGUAGUAAUUUACUGUUGGUUUGGAUUAGCAGCAAGUUGGUAUGCCCUGGAGCAAAGGGGAGUCGUAGAGGAAUCAUGCCUUUGCUUCUGGAGGAUAGAGGGCAUGUGGCAAGGCCACCAGGAAAGCCUAUACACGUACCCCCUGGACAUGCCUUGCCUCAGAAGAUCUCGCCCACUUUGGGAUGGUGACAUAAGGCUCUUAGGGAUCUAGGGUGUGGGUCCUUCUCCUUAAUGUUGAGCUAAAGCCAAAUCCUACUUACCUUCCAUAGAGGGGGAGCCACCCUGCAUGACAAAGGGGAACAGGUUUUGGUCCCUAAUUUGGUCCCUGGAAAACCAGAGAGGCAGCUAAAGCUACGAACAGGCAGGGUUACAAAGCAGAGAGAUUGAGCAGGUAAUUAGAGGGCUGAACAAAACCCUGAGCAGUUUUAUUCAGGGAGAAGACUACACACUAGUAAAGACCUGACUUAUCUCCACUUGUACAGCCAGGCAAGAGAUGCAGUUACAACGUGGUUGCAAUUUGGCCUGUAGACAGGACCUCAGAUGUUCCUUAACCAGGCUAAAGCCUUGGACACGUUCCAUAGGCAAUGUUUGGGGACAGGCAGGGGCAAACCUCACCCUUCCAUUGGGGCAUGUGACAGAGCGCCUCCUGCAGGUUUUACAAAGACCCUGUUAUUUAAUGUUGUGAAGGCCAAGACUAUAACAGGGUUCAAAAAAGAACUAGAUAAGUUCAUAGAGGAG
Molecule: messenger RNA, 2561 nt
Organism: Trachemys scripta elegans
Lineage: Eukaryota; Metazoa; Chordata; Testudines; Emydidae
Product: tubulin delta chain-like
Biological process (GO): microtubule cytoskeleton organization; mitotic cell cycle
Cellular component (GO): microtubule; cytoplasm
Molecular function (GO): structural constituent of cytoskeleton; GTP binding
Source: RefSeq, a predicted model, not a curated record